Paramecium tetraurelia is the source of this 210-nucleotide messenger RNA. RefSeq lists its product as uncharacterized. NCBI's taxonomy places the organism in Eukaryota, Ciliophora, Oligohymenophorea, Peniculida, Parameciidae. The transcript has a single exon. The record is from RefSeq and is a predicted model, not a curated record.
AUGAGCAUAUAAUCCAUAUUGACACCGUAAACAAAACAAAUUAAGUAAUAAUAAGAGGAUUGUAAGUAAAGGGAGAAAGAAAAUAAAACAUUAAAUGUUAAGUUCAAACUUUCAGAUUUAUUACCGAAUGAUCAAAACAUUACUUUAUAAGAAAUUUAAAAUGAUAUCUAGCAGAUAAAAAAUAGAUACAUGAAAUAGAUUGUAAAUUGA